AUGACUAAGUUACUUGCCCUCGCAGCUGCUCUUGCACUGCCUUUUUUCUCCGCCGCAGCACCACUCGGAACUGAAAAUGAUGGAUCAAGAAUCGUCAACGGAACAAUUGCAGACCCGGGCCAAUUCCCUUCCAUGCUGUUAAUGUCUCUACGAGGUGGUCCGCUGGACUGCGGCGCUGUGCUGAUUGGCCCCAAGACUGCCCUCACAGCCGCACACUGCCUUAGAGGUGCCCAGAAAAUUCAGGUCCGCGCAGGAAGCACCCAACAAACAUCGGGUGGAGUGGUAUCCCAAGUUUCAUCUUGGCUGAUCCAUCCGGAAUGGACUCGGCCAGAUUCAUUCGAUCUUGCUAUCCUAUACUUGACAGACUUUAUUCGUGAGACCGAACACAUUCGCUACGCGGAGCUGCCGGCGCACGGCCACGAUCCUCGGGGCGGCAAACCCGUAACAGUUGUUGGCUGGGGAGCUAUAUAUGAUGGCGGACCGUCGUCUCAGAAUUUGCGCUUUGUCACUGUUCCUGUUAUCUCACGACCCCAUUGCAGACUGUUGCAUGCAGGCCGUCCAUUGCCCGUCACGGAAGCCGAGGUAUGCGCUGGUAAGCCGCACUAUGAUUCUUGCUUCGGAGACAGCGGCGGUCCUUUAUUCACCGCAGGAACCAACAAACUCGUCGGCCUUGUGUCUCGGGGCUACUCGUGCGCUACGACAUAUGGAGGAGUUUACACCAGAAUCGGCUACGGCGUCGACUGGAUCAGGGACCACAUGAUCGAGCGCCCCCGGCCCACGCCGUCCGCCACACCGGCUCCCCCACCAGCCCCGGCGCCAUCGCAGGCAACGCCCACAAACAAGCCAGAGCAGACCAAAGGUUUCAGAGACUAA
Molecule: messenger RNA, 873 nt
Organism: Ophidiomyces ophidiicola
Lineage: Eukaryota; Fungi; Ascomycota; Eurotiomycetes; Onygenales; Onygenaceae
Exons: 3
Coding region: 1-873 (290 amino acids)
Biological process (GO): proteolysis
Molecular function (GO): serine-type endopeptidase activity
Source: RefSeq, a predicted model, not a curated record